Molecule: messenger RNA, 2910 nt
Organism: Polyodon spathula (Mississippi paddlefish)
Lineage: Eukaryota; Metazoa; Chordata; Actinopteri; Acipenseriformes; Polyodontidae
Gene: dll4
Product: delta-like 4 (Drosophila)
Exons: 11
Coding region: 155-2206 (683 amino acids)
Biological process (GO): cell communication; heterophilic cell-cell adhesion; multicellular organism development
Cellular component (GO): plasma membrane; protein-containing complex
Molecular function (GO): calcium ion binding
Source: RefSeq, a predicted model, not a curated record
AUAUAUAUAUAUAUAUAUAUAUAUAUAUAUAUAUAUAUAUAUAUAUAUAUGUAUGUCAUAAUAUCCCCGGCAGUACUUGGAUUAGGUGUGUUUUUAAGAAAGAGGAAAAGGGCUGCAUUGAAAAGAAAAGGGCUGCCUUGGAGAAGUGGAAAGAAUGGCAGCUUGCUUCAUUUUGAGCAUCGCAUUCGGUUUAACAUUUUUUACGCAGGUGUCGGGAUCGGGGGUAUUCGAGUUGAAGGUUCACGAGUUUCUGAAUACAAAUCGUUUGCUGGCUAAUGGGAAUUCGUGCAAGCCCGACUGCAGGACUUUCUUUCGGGUUUGUCUGAAGCAAUAUCAGUCGGUUGUAUUACCAGGUGACUGUAUCUUCGGCAGCGUUGUUACCCCGGUGCUGGGAAGCAAUUCAUUCCAGGUCAUCGAUGCAGACAGUUCAAGCAGCCCUAUUAGAAUGUCCUUCGACUUCAGAUGGCCGGGGUCGUUUUCUUUAAUCAUUGAAUCCUGGUAUGCUGCCUUUGAUGACCUACCUGUAGACACAACCAACCCUGACUUAUUGAUUAGCUUUUUUGCGAUCCAAAGAAAUUUGGCUGUAGGGGAGGAGUGGUCUCACGAUGAGCAGACUGGCAAGCAGACGGAGCUAAGGUAUUCUUACCGGGUCAUCUGCAAUGAAAAUUACUACGGCGAAAGUUGUUCCAAAAAAUGCACGCCCAGGAACGACCUUUUUGGCCACUACAUCUGCGACACUGAUGGGCAAUUAUCCUGUCUCCCCGGCUGGAAGGGAGAAUACUGCGAAGAACCUGUCUGUCUUGAGGGAUGCAGCAAAAUCAAUGGAAACUGUUCCAGCCCGGGAGAAUGUGUGUGUCGGGCAGGCUGGCAGGGCCAGUUCUGUGAUGAGUGUGUCCGUCAUCCAGGCUGUAAGCAUGGCACAUGUCAGUCAUCCUGGCAGUGUACCUGUGAUGAAGGCUGGGGAGGACUGUUCUGUGACCAGGAUCUUAACUACUGUACUCAUCACAGGCCAUGCUUGAAUGGUGCUACUUGUAUGAACACUGGCCAGGGCAGCUACACCUGCACCUGCAGACCGGGCUACACAGGUGUGAACUGUGAACUGGAGUUGAGCGAGUGUGACAGUAACCCUUGCAGGAACGGAGGGAGCUGCACGGAUCUUGAAAAUGGUUACAAAUGUACUUGCCCUCAAGGGUUUGAGGGGUCUCAUUGUGAACACAGCUCCUUAACCUGUGCCGACUCUCCUUGUUUUAACCACGGUAUCUGCUCUGAGAAAGACCACGGGAGAAGCUAUAUUUGCAAUUGCCCUCGUGGCUUCACUGGUUUAAACUGUGAGAAGAAAGAGGACAAGUGCACCAGCAACCCCUGUGCAAACGGUGGACAAUGUGUUGACCUUGGCCACAGUAGGAAUUGUCGUUGCCGCCCUGGGUUCACCGGCCAGCGGUGUGAGAUUAACAUCAACGAGUGUGCGAGUAAACCCUGCAGCAACGGAGGCACUUGCAUUGACCACAUCAAUGAUUACACAUGCAGGUGUUCUCCUGGCUACGGUGGCAGAAACUGUGAGAUCAAGACGAGAGACGAAUGUGCUUCCGACGCAUGUAGCAAUGGGGGGACCUGUCUGAGUAGCACCUAUGGCAGCAGCUUUUAUUGCAAGUGUCCCAUCGGCUUCACAGGUACCCGCUGUGAAUUCUACCCUGUAUCUAUGCCCAACUCAAGAGAUCAGACCUUUCCCUGGGUGGCGAUUUCAUUGGCUGUGGGUCUGGUUGCCUUGCUAAUGUUGCUCUGCAUCAUUGUGGUUGUCCUGAGGCACAUACGGAGACAGAGAGACUUGGAGGAACAGGACUCGGAGACCAUGAACAACUUGUCGGAUUUCCAGAAAGACAACUUGAUCCCAGCGUCGCAGUUGAAAAACACCAACAAAAAAGUGGACUUGGAAGUGGACUGUGCUGUCGAAAAAUCGAACUAUAAACACAAAAACUACCACUUGGACUACAAUUUAGUUAAAGACUUCAAAGACGAUGUGUCACAAGAGGAUAAAUGUCAUAAUUGUGACAAAUUGUGUCCGGAAGAAAAGUUACUGUUAAGAAUGCACGGUGAAAAGCCAGAGUGUAGGAUAUCAACGAUAUGCUCCCCAAGAGAUUCCAUGUACCAGUCUGUGUUUGUAAUAGCAGAGGAGAGGAACGAGUGUGUCAUAGCAACUGAGGUUUAAAUCUAAAAAAACAGCAAUACACCUCAAAUGAAAAGGAGGAAAUAUCUUCUGCACUGUUUACAAAAAAGACACACUGAGACUGAGAAUUAUUUAAAUGCAAAUCGCUGCUCUUAAAAACUAUUGAGAACUGGAUAGAGCUAAGGACUGAUUGCUCCAGAAAUGCAAUAUUACUUUUAAUAAGUGUUAGAAUGUAUCUGCAACAUAGGGCUGAGGCAAAUCAUGGACAUUUUGUAUUGGGUCUGUAUUCCCUAAUGUACAAAAAAAACCUCUAGAUUUGUGUAAAAAUAUAAGCAGGAGAAAAGGAUCCCUGUGAACUAUCCCACCUUGUAGCGAUAAUCAUAAAGAGACAGCCAAGGAAAACAAUGGAAGCUGGAAGCUUUGUGCUAUGCAAGAUAUAGGCAAAGGGUCGGGUUGGAAAUAAAGAGAAACCCUCACAAGACAUGGAAAUUUAAAAUAUUUCAGAAGAAUGCCAGCCACUGAUGACGUCAUACCCGUGAAUUGUCAUAAUUUGAAACUCACUGAAGGUUGUACGCAGUCCAAAUCCCUAAGCCUUAAAAUUGUUUCAAGAGACUUCAUGAUUUGUUUUUCAUCUUUUCUUGGAUCCUUUGCACUAUUGAUGUUUGUAAAUCAAAAUUAAUAUAUAUAUAUAUAUAUAUAAUAUAUAUAUAUAUAUAUAUAUAUAUAUAUAUAUACACAUACACAUU